Messenger RNA from Fomitopsis serialis, 2003 nucleotides. RefSeq lists its product as uncharacterized. The record is from RefSeq and is a predicted model, not a curated record. NCBI's taxonomy places the organism in Eukaryota, Fungi, Basidiomycota, Agaricomycetes, Polyporales, Fomitopsidaceae. The transcript is spliced from 4 exons. The coding region runs from base 286 to 1731 and encodes 481 amino acids.
GUCUGCCAACUGCUCCGGGGCGUUUGACUCGACAUUGUCUCUGCAGCUCUAUCUCCGAUCACUCGUGCCCACCGCACCGCGUCGGUUUCCCAGUCAUAUUGCACUCAUCAGGCAGUACGGGUCCCGUACUGGCGGAGUGCAGUGGCGGUGAGGCGUGGACUGCCACACCCGGCGGCUCUUCGUCUCAAUUUGGACUACAAAGGACGACGCUCGCAUGUCUCCGUCGCGACAAUACACCAGCCCAACCGUACGCCCCUUCAAGAGCAAGGGCUGCAGCAAGCCGGGAUGCCUUCACUCCCGUCUCUCUUCCACAUGCGACGCAAGUCCGAUGCCCCGCCCAGCACACGGCCCUCUGUGGAGAGCCCAGAUGAAAUCGCCAGGAAGCUGGGCUUGAUGAGUAUCAGGUCGCAGUCACGGCCGCCAACAGCACAAGAUGACGACUUCGUUGGUGGCUUCCACCCCGCCGUUGGUGGCAAUGCGCCGUACGGUAGUCCCGGGCGACCAGUUCCCCCACCCUUCCCCACACCACACCCUGGUCCACCGCCUAUACCACCCAGGAUACCGGCUAUGGUGGUCACGCCGCCUGCAAAAGAACAGGGGAUGUCCAGGACCAUGGAGAUGGCGUUGUCCCCUCCUGACUUCGGUGUGCCCGGACCCUCGAGACGCGGUGCGGGUCUGCAGCGGCCCCCAUUGGACGCGUCUCCGCGGCCGCGCUCUGAUCCUGUGGCAUCCCCGCGCACCCAAGCUGAAGGGUCACGUUCAGUUGCCGUUCUCCCACUUCUCCUCGACGCCAAUGACGAGCCAUCCCUCUCAGCUCCUCCGAAAUCAUCGAAGUCGCAACGGCCAUCCCUGACUGUGCAGCCCUCCAUCUCGCACCCUCCAGGGCGCUCGUUGUCUUCACCCGCGGCGACGACAUCGUCUUCGUCAGAUCUCCCGGAAAACGUAAUAUGCAGCGGGUUCACGAAGUCGAAACCUGGCGAACGAUGUACGCGUCGGACAAAAAGAUCGCCUCGCCUUGGCAAUCCGUUGUGGUAUUGCUUCCAGCACUUGCCAGAGGUGAACAAGCUUGAGAAGUUUCGGGCGCAAGAUGGAACCCUCGUUCCCUACAAAACUUUCAUUCCAGAGUACCUGAGCCCCAUGGCACGGGCGAACUUGCGACAUCAUAUGGAGACAAGAAUCAGCAAGGCGGAUGGUCUGGGAUAUAUCUACGUAAACCAGCUUGAACACAAGCACAAAUCACAUCCAGGCGUGCUGUUGUUCAAAGCGGGACGCACUGUCAAUCCGAAGCGUCGCCACGGCGAGUGGUCAGUCAAGUGCUCCUCUUACGAGUGGCACUACGUGUACCUGCAUCCACGGCCGGAAGGCGCAACAAGUUUGAUGGCUGCCAGCUUGAACCCGGGGCCACCGGGUAUCUGUUGCCACCGCUUGGAGGCGCUGGUCUUGUGUGAGCUCGCAGACCUCUCGUUGUAUGGGCAAUAUCUGCAUCCACAAUUCCGAGAUGAUACGUCUGCGUUCAAGUGGGAGGACCUUGACCAAGCGGUACGUGAUAGGAAGCCGCCACCUGAAGUUCAAUGCGAAGAUUGCCGUACGGUCCACAGGGAGUUGUUUCCUUUCCUUCGUGCGACGUCGGGGCCUCUCGUAGGCAAGGAACUGGAGAGAGUCAUCAUUCCUAUCAUCAACCGGUGGGCGAACUUCUUGUUAAUUCACGCUAAGAGGGACGAGUUGGAGUAAAUGCGACCAACAUCUAAGUAUGGCAUAUACCGGAAGAAUCGUUUACGUAGACUUGCUGCAUUUUGAUACUUGUGUGUAAUCCUGGAGGACAUCGAACACUGUAUCAUGGAUCCGAAUUGUCUCACACCUCUUCCUCUAUCUACGGAACGUUAAUUUAAGAUGUAACAAGUGUAUGUACGACGCAGAUGGACGUUUCAGUCCAUACACGUAUCUUUAGGGGCUUGCAGCGAUGGACACACCGCCCAUUUCAUACCGCAGCCCAUGCUGUUUUC